Messenger RNA from Staurois parvus, 239 nucleotides. NCBI's taxonomy places the organism in Eukaryota, Metazoa, Chordata, Amphibia, Anura, Ranidae. The record is from the annotation of a GenBank genome assembly.
CAUUUGGGGGGAUAUCUGUACUGUCCUGACAUUUGGGGGAUAUCUGUCCUGUCCCUGACAUUUGGGGGAUAUCUGUACCGUCCUGACAUUUGGUGGAUAUCUGUACUGUCCUGACAUUUGGGGGAUAUCUGUACUGUCCUGACAUUUGGAGGAUAUCUGUACUAUCCUGACAUUUGGGGGAUAUCUGUACUAUCCUGACAUUUUUGGAGGAUAUCUGUACUGUCCUGACAUUUGGGGGA